Molecule: messenger RNA, 4338 nt
Organism: Debaryomyces hansenii CBS767
Lineage: Eukaryota; Fungi; Ascomycota; Pichiomycetes; Serinales; Debaryomycetaceae
Gene: SIN3
Product: transcriptional regulator
Exons: 4
Coding region: 1-4338 (1445 amino acids)
Biological process (GO): negative regulation of transcription by RNA polymerase II
Cellular component (GO): Sin3-type complex; chromatin
Molecular function (GO): transcription corepressor activity
Source: RefSeq, a predicted model, not a curated record
AUGACGAAUCAGCAAGAUCCUUGGAAUAAUCAGCAGCGCCCAUUGAGCCAGCCGUUCAAUCGCCAACAGCCUCCAGUUUUGCCGCCACCGGCUACUCUUGAGACUGGGGGACAACCAUUUUAUCCAUUACCUAGUCUUCCAAGCUUAGGCAACGGAGCAGGUCACCCACAACCCGGCCAUGGGUUCAGUAUUCCAUCCAUCAACCCUGGACACGAAGGGAUACCUUUCAAUCAACCUCCACCAGAACAACCAAAACCACCACAAGAGCUUCGGAGACCAUCGAAUGCUGCGUUGAAUAAUCCACCGAGCCAGUUACCGCCACCGGCAACUAUUGCGGCCGGCAACGAACAACAUGUUAAUAAUGGCCCUCCAAAUAUGCCUCAGGGAGUGCCAAACCGUUCCACAACUAGCAGUGUGUAUAGACCUUUGAAUGUGAAGGAUGCAUUAUCGUACUUGGACCAGGUAAAGAUUCAGUUUUAUAACCAGGCCGAUGUAUACAACAACUUUUUGGAUAUAAUGAAAGAUUUCAAAUCUCAAAGCAUCGACACCCCGGGUGUAAUCGAUCGGGUAUCGACCUUGUUUAGGGGUCACCCAAACUUGAUUCAAGGCUUUAAUACGUUUUUACCUCCUGGAUACCGUAUUGAAUGCUCCCUAGACCCUUCUGACCCUAAUCCAAUAAGGGUCACAACCCCAACGGGAACUACCACAAGACCAAAUAUCGGGUAUGGUCAAAGCUGGAAUAAUGAUGCUAACCAGGAACAAUCUGGUCAAAUGCAGCAUGCAAAUCAGCCACCAAUUCCUGGUUCAUCACCCGGGCGUUUCAUUCCAUCACACGAGCAACAGCAGCAGCAGCAACAACAACAGCAACAACAGAAUGGAGGACAGAUUGAAUUUAAUCAUGCCAUUUCCUACGUCAAUAAAAUCAAAACUAGAUUUGCCAAUCAACCGGAUAUUUAUAAGCAAUUCCUAGAGAUUUUACAAACGUACCAACGCGAACAAAAACCAAUUGGUGAAGUAUACGAACAAGUGACGGUGCUAUUUUCGAACUCCCCCGAUUUGUUGGACGAUUUCAAGCAGUUUUUGCCGGACACUAGUAAUCAAGGAUAUUUACAACAGCAACAAGAAAACUUGUUUUAUGGUGCAAACAACGGUACCUCACAGUUACCACCAGUAGGUAACUUUCAACCUCCGACAGGAUCAACUGGUCUAAGUCCCAAUGGAUCUCAAGGACAAUUUCAGCAACACGGAUAUCCAAUGGUUCCUGGUGCACCAGGAAAGCAAGAUGUUGCUGCGAUUCUCGAAGCGAACGAAGAUCCAAGUAUGAUGAGAAGAAAGAAGAGCUCUGUAUCAGAGGCUUAUCCUUAUGAUUACAACUAUAAUUCUGAGUCUCAAUAUUCUAGUUUACGCUCAGGUGCACAACCAUCUAAAAGCAAUAGAAUUGGUUCCACUAUAAAUAAGUCUGGAGCUGUCGUCACAAAUCCCACGUUGGUGCCAGGCAUUCCCGAGCCUGUACCUCCUUCCGCAGCCGCCAAGUCUUCAAUGCUGGAAGAGAUCAGUUUUUUCGAUAAGGUGAAGAAGGCAAUUGGUAACAAGCAAACCUACAAUGAAUUUUUGAAGAUUUUGAAUUUAUUUUCUCAAGACAUUAUCGACAAAGAAACAUUAGUCGAAAGGGUAGAUUCAUUUAUUGGUGAUAAUCAUCCUGAUUUGCUUAAUUGGUUUAAAAUGUUUGUGGGGUAUGAAGUUAAGCCUCAAAAUAUUGAAUCGAUUACAUUCAAAAAGCAUCAACUUGAAUUGUCUUUGUGUAGAGCAUAUGGCCCAUCCUACAGACAAUUACCUAAAGCUGAAACUUAUAUGCCAUGUUCUGGAAGAGACGAGAUGUGUUGGGAGGUAUUAAAUGAUGAAUGGGUUGGCCAUCCAACAUGGGCGUCGGAAGACUCUGGCUUUAUUGCACAUCGUAAGAAUCAAUAUGAAGAAAUUCUUUUUAAGAUUGAAGAGGAAAGACACGAGUUUGAUUUUAUCAUGGAAUCUAACUUGAGAACGAUCCAGACUCUAGAAACAAUUGCCAAUAGAAUAGCUAAUAUGACACCCGAGCAGAAGGCUAGCUUUAAGUUACCUCCAGGUCUUGGCCAUACAUCAAUGACGAUCUAUAAGAAGGUUCUUAGGAAGAUUUAUGACAAAGACCGUGGAUUCGAAGUCAUUGACGCCCUUCACGAAAAUCCAGCAAUUGCUGUACCUAUUGUUUUAAAGAGAUUGAAACAGAAGGAUGAAGAAUGGAAAAGAUCUCAGAGGGAAUGGAAUAAAGUUUGGAGAGAAAUGGAACAAAAAGUAUUCUAUAAAUCUUUGGACCAUUUAGGUUUGACUUUCAAACAGGCAGAUAAAAAGUUAUUAACCACUAGGCAGUUGGUUAGUGAAAUAAGUACAGUCAAGGUUGAGCAACAAAAUAAGAGAUUGCAUCCUUUAACUCCAAAGCCACAGGAACAAUUAAACUAUAAAUUUGAGGAUUAUGAAAUUUUGGUAGACAUUCUCAAAUUGGCCGAUGUUUUUAUAAACCGUUCUUCGAACUAUUCGGCCAAUGACAGGGAAAAAUUGAGUCAAUUCUUUCAAUUUUUCUUGUCUCGCUUUUUCAAUAUAUCGACUGAACAAAUCAAAGAAUCUUUGUCUGAGAGAGAAAAGGUUGAUAAGCCCGAAGAGAAAAACAACGUGGAUGGUUCGGUCAGUGAUUCCUCGGAAGGACAAAUUGACAAUACAAGUGCGAAGAAGCGUCAUCGUGAGAACGAUUUGCUACGGGACGUGUUGAAAAAGCAGUCAAAAUCAAGGAAGGAUGACCGUGCCGAAUCUCCGUCUCAAGUAUCAAGUGAAUCUGAAGAUCAAGAGGGAGCAGAAGACGUUAAUAAAUUGAGCGAAUUAUGGAUCAAGGCUACUUCCUCACAACCUGACUUGGCGAAUAACACUACUAAUAAUGAAGAAAAGCGUGAUAAGUAUAAUUUGUUUUGCAACACUAUCAUUUAUGUGUUUUUCCGUCAUUUAAGAACAUUAUAUGAAAGGUUGAAGGAAAUUAAAGCUAUGAAUGCUACUGUUGGUAAGGAAAUUAGGAGUAGAAAAUCACCCCAGUUUGCAAAAGAUUUGAACUUGCUUUCUCAUCAACUUGAGGACAUGGGAAUUCAAAUUUCGGGAUCAAAGGACUGUUAUGUACAAGUGUUAAAUUUAUCGGAAAAACUCAUUGAAGACGAAAUAGAGCAUCAAUGGUUCGAAGAGACACUUCGUCAAGGUUAUAGAAAUAGAGCCUACAAAAUUUAUACCAUCGACAAGGUUGUACAAGCCAUGGUUAAGCACAUGCAUACAAUCGUAACAGAUAGUAAGACUUCUGAAAUGAUGGUGUUAUUUGAAGCUGAUAGAGGUAAUCCAAUUUCCACUGCGAAGGAUCAAAUAUUGUACCGUAUGCAAGUGAGAUCCCUUAUGACUACUGAUGAAAACAUGUUUAAAAUAACGUUGAAGGAAGGUGAUAAUUCGGUUAACAUUCAAUUUGUUAGUCUUGACGACUUAACAAUCAAUGAUCAUGAAAAUGCAGAGGAGAAGUAUAACUACUACGUUACUAGUUAUGUUAUGUCUCAUCCAACUGAAGGUGUAUCUGCCUCAAAAAUCAAUAUGCCAUUUUCUAAACCAUUCAUAGAGAGUGUUGACGAAGAUCAAUGCGAUGGCCGUGUUAACACAGGUUUAAAGGUUUCAGUUUGUGAAAAUUCAUAUCGUUUAUUCUUUGAAGCUGAUACACACGACGAGUUUACUUCCAAUUUUGUCUAUAAUAAACAAUCAGAGGAUUCGAAAGAUAAGUCAGAUAAGGUAGAAAAAUUGAAGAGUUUAAUAAAUAAUGAAGAAACCGGAUGGAAGCUGACAGUAUCGGAGGAGAAUACUGAUAUUUGUGAAGAAAAGGUUAAGCUUUUAUUUGAAAAAGGUGCAAAUACCUAUACAAAAUUUGUAAAAGAAAAGGAAGCGAAAAAUGAUGCGAAGGAGGAAGAACAAGGUGUUGGUGAGACUGGGGACGAAAAGAAAGGAGAAAAUUAUGAAGCUGACAAUAUGGAUAUUGAAUCGUCAAAUAAAGAUGAAAAGGAAAAUUCGGUACCAACUAAAUUACUCCCCCCACCAACAAUAAGUGGUAAGGCAAAUCAUGACAAUGAUGCUGAUACUACUGUUAUUCAAGAAAACAAUGACACGACAAUCCAACAGGAUGGCAAUGACACCACAACAGAUGAAACAACUGUUAACCAAGAUGAUGCUUCGAUGUUGGUGGAGGGUCAGCAAUCUGAACAAACUUCCACAAGUGGAAAUGACAAACAGGGUUAG